Messenger RNA from Astrephomene gubernaculifera, 4168 nucleotides. The record is from the annotation of a GenBank genome assembly. Lineage: Eukaryota; Viridiplantae; Chlorophyta; Chlorophyceae; Chlamydomonadales; Astrephomenaceae.
GAAAAGCCUGAUGUUUUUUCUGCCGCUGAAAGGCCAAAAAAAGGAAUAAACUGCUUCCAGCAGUACGACGCCUUUAUAAGGAUAAUGCAGGAAAUGCAGUCUACCGGAUGCCAUGGGCGCUAGGCUGUAUUGCAUCGUACUUUGCUGUAACUGUAGCGGUCAGGCUAGGUGAUACCUUGAUGCUGUUCUUGCCUAGUCACUAGCGCGCAGUAUAUGACAAGCCCCCGUCAAUAUGGGUUGCGGGGCUAGCAAACGAGGCUCUGCGCCAUUGGAUAUUGAACAAAUUAAGUCGACCAAGUUGGACGUGGAUGCGCCUGCAAUUCCAGUCGCGGUUUUGGAAAAGCCUGUACCUGAAGAGGUGGAAGCAAAGGGCUCUAUACAGCCGUCGGCAGCAGUCCCCGCCGAUGGCUCACCCAACGCCUCUUCGGAAGCAGCUAAGCCAACCGAGGAGCCGGGGAAAGGCCCACCAAAUGAUCCUUCGGAGCCACCAGACCAGGACACCACCAAACCCCUAGCCAUCGCACCCGACAGCCGUCCCGCUGAGUCAAGCACCAAUGGCAUCGCAAGUCCGACAGCAACAGUCGACAAGUCGCAGCCCUCGACAACCAACGACGACAUCGUGUUUAACAAGCUCUGGUCCUCCCCUCGCCGCACCUUGCUGCCUCCCAUCAACGCCAGCAGCUCAAACCUGGGGCACCUGUCGGAGGAGCGGCUGGUUCGCGGGGCAGGGGAGCACGUGGACCGCUCCGGUUCCUCUCAACGACCGCAGUUCGUUGAUAUCAUCACAACCGACGAUCCACCCCUUCCCACUUGGGUCUUCAGCUCCUCCCGCAGCCUCAACCGCAGCUUCGGUGUGCGGCGCCGCGGCAGUGACGCCACCAGCCAGGCCUCCUCCCUGGCCACCGCGGUUUCGGAGACGCCGUCUCGCGACCAACGACUUGGUAGCGGCGGUUCGCCUUCAUCAACCGCCGCUGUUGGCGACGCCUACGUGGAGGAUCAUGUGGACGGCUUGGAUCUUGACAGUCGCGACCCAGUUCAGCAUUUGGGUCGGGGCGCGAUGCGGCGCGGCGUGUCUACCCGCACGCAGCGGUGUAGUGAGGACGAGAGGAGUGAGCGAGGGGCAGCUGCGGCCGCUGGGGCGGGGGUACUGCAGCGGCAAGGGCGAGGAGGCGGCGAGGGCGAUGAGGAGGAGGAGGCGGAGGGAGGACGCUCGGGUCGUUGGGCGCUGGGCCGCAAACCCCCCAACGCCGCUGCGGUCCAGAGCAGCAGCAUGCGAGGCCCCGACAAGUCGCUGAGCCACAAGUCGAGCAAACGAGCCUGCGUGGGCUUCACCCUCACAGACGUCGCCGCCACAGGCGUUUCCGCCGCCGGCAGCAGCAUUGACGGCGACGGCAGCAGCACCGCCGCCGGCGCCGCUUGCGCCGUUGCCGCCGCCACCCCCGCUGCCGGCAGUAGCACCAGUACCCUCAACGCCGCCGCCACCACCGCCACCACCAUCACCACGGCAACCAUCAGCACCGCACCCAACCAUGCCGUCAAGGAUGGUUAUGAAACCGAUUGGGAGGAUGUUGACCCAGAUGAACACAUCGAAGCAGAGCGGCAGGCGCGCAGCUCGGCGCCCCGGGAGGUUUCGGUGCCGGUCUCCGCUGCUUGGGCGGAGGCCAAACCGCAGAUCAUGAAGCGAGCCGUUACCACCACCGAGCAGCGACGUAACAUGUUGUUACUGCACCAGCAGCCGCAGCAGCAGCACCAGGGGCAUCACGGGCAUGGUCACCAGCAGCAGGAGGGUGGCGGAGAGCGGGCCGCAGGGGGAGCAGGAGGUGGAGAGGGUGAAGGUGUUGGUGUUGGUGGGUCAAGAUGGGGUGGAGGAGGUAGCAGUGGUGGCGGAGGCGCGCAGUCUUCUCCUGCCCGGCCGGUGGUGGGCUUGCCGGUGUCACGGACAAUGAUGCGACACACGGAACGCGUGAUGGGCUGAAGGGGGCGGAAAACGGACAUGCCGAGGAACGGUGAGGUUGGUGAGACCAAAAGGUAAACCUGCCGCUUUCCGUGUGUGUGUGCACCUUGAGGGUAUCACGAUUGGAGGCCCGGGAUGCGCCGCGCAUGCAAGCAGCCGUGUGCGGGACAUGCUUGGCGGGCAACCUGUGCCCUCCAUCAUUGAUACCACGAACCUUGGCUGCUUGUUUGCAUGGCUGUGGUUGGUUUGUCCUGCCUAACCAGCGAGCAACUUGCAAUCACAUUUCUCGCUGUGCGCAUAUCGCCCCUCUUGGGUAACUGUUAGCACGUCAGCGUGCGGUGCUGGCCCCAGCCGUAAUACGAUUGUAAAGGCAGCAGGGGCUGCAAUCUCUAGGCCUCCUUGAUGUGGGUCAGAUGCAAUGCUGCUUGGGAAUUGUUCCGGAGGAACGUGCUACUUGAUACAUGUUAGUAGCCAUCUCUCUGCCCUUACUAAUACGUGCCUGCUGUUGUGUUUGUCGUUGUUCGUUGCCAUCAGAGCUUUCACGUUUAGAAUUCAUGAUGCUCAGGGUAAGGGUCUGACCCUCUGGUCACCCGUCCAAAGCUGCAAGCUGCUGCGGCUUAGUUGCAGUAAUGUGAUCGUUGGUUGGUUAGUUGGUGGUUAGUUCCCGGUUCAAGAGUGCAUGCCUUUGCAAACCGGCAACCAGACAACAGGUGGUUGGGAUUGCCCGGCGCUGAAGCACGCGCCUUAAUCCGUCUCCCGCUAUCGCGCUCCGCGACAUGCGGGUUGCGAGUAGUUGCUUGCUUGCCAGAAGCCCUUCCAGUUGUGUGCUAUUCAUGGGAGCAUUGAUGUUGUUGUUGUUGCUGCUGUCGCUGUUGUGGGGCUGGUGGCAGCUGUGGCCUGUCUGAUGAUGGCACUUGUGUUUCGCCUCUGGCAGUAGUGCUGAUAACAAUACCCAUCAGCGCUUUCGCUGGUCGCGUCACGGAGUUGCGUUUUGUGUGGGCAUGUGCUUUCUUGUCUCAAGUGGCCUGGUAGUGACCGGGUAUAAACGUCAUAUAAACGUAAUGAUGAUUGAACUGUUGGCGAGCAGCCACGACUGACCGCCCGGACUGCUGGGGGAUGUUGCAUGUUGUCGGAUGCAGGUGCGGUUCUGAAGGUUGGGGGGAUGAGGUGGAGCAGAACUGGAGUGUCCAACUGUGGUGAUUUGCUCUACGCAGGGGGUCCAGGGAAGUCCCGCAUAAUGCGGUUUGUACGGCACCUUUGCAGACGGGCGCAUGUCCCCACGCUGUCCCUGCGCUGUAUCUAUGAAUUGGUUUGGCUGGGGACAUGUCUGGGCGCCGGGCGCAGAGGUGGUAUAUAGCGCAUUCGCAUAGCGGCUAGGAGAGCGACUGGGUUCUCAAAACGAAUGCGCGGAUAGGCGGUAAUCACUGGAGUCGUGACAUGGUAGCGACAGCAAGGAUGGGUUUGCGCGAUGGCAGGGGCUCAGGGCCAACAUGAAGGUGGCAGUGGUGGUGGUGGGAGUGAUCGUCAGGGUUUUGAUUAGGGUUUGGGCGCAUCAGGCAGAUGGUGUGGCGGUAGGCUGGUAGCGAUAUCUGGCAAUACACUUCAUACUUGGUGUUUGGCCACCCGGUAGGGGUGUUGAGUGCUCCGUACAAGUCAGUAGUUCGGGACCUGGCAGGUGGCGGGUGGGGACGUUCGCCGCAUGCAUCUCUGCACGCAUUCGCAUGUCCGCAUGCUCCCUUGUCCUCCCUUGAACUGAUGAUGGCAAAGCGUCCUCAGAAGUACUUUAUAUACGUUGAACUGGGCCCAUGUACUAGUAUUAUGUAGCGGCCUCAUUGCGUGUUUGCGUUUGUUUGUUUGCAGUUGCUUAGCAUUUAAGGACUUGCUUGAUCAGGAAUUGCUCAGUAUAUUGACGGACCAGUUUUGUCUUCGCGGCGGUUGGAGGACACACGGUUUGGCACCUUUGCUCAGGGCGCACUGUCCAUGAAUGUGCAAGCCCGACCGCAUCUUGAGGCCCCUCCUGAGGGCUCUCAGAAGACAGUAGCAGUCGAGGUUAGUAACUGGUAUCUGGAGCCCUGGGCAUGCUUUUCCUGGACAAUCAUGAUGAGGGCAAUACAAGCCCUGCAGCCUUGCAGAUUACGUCCUGACAAUUCAGGUAUAGAGCACGGCCUGCUCCCGUUAACCUUUCCACGUACCAUUGUAAGUAGGGAAUGGCAG